GUAUACUCCAAAAUCCACGCAACUGCUCUGCUCUUUCACCUCAUUGUCGGUCUGGGGCUUUGAUCUUCGGGCUCUUCUCAAUCUGGGAGCUGCCCUCACAAUGGUAAGGGAUCCACGCCUCACCUUCCACCGAAACGGGGAAAAAUAAAUCUGGGGUGGUUAUGUAACCACAUUUUAUCUGCCUGUAAUCUUCCAGAUCAUCAUAUAAGCUUAUUUUAUUAUGGGGGUUGAAGGGGACUUUUUCCAUCGGCCUGCAGACAGCAAAAAAUAGACGACUGGCUGCCGGCCUCUCGAGAUUCAGAAUAACGUGUUCGAUGCUCCAUUUGCGGUCCUACUGUGGUCGCGUCCAAGUUUGAAAAAAGAAUGAUCGGGCCUCAAAAAUAGUUUUCCCAACAUGGGUGGUGCUCUCGAAAGAUAUAUAAGGAUGCCAUUCAGCAUCUUGGAAUCUCAUCAACCCACAAGUUUCAAACCUACCUCAACUCUCAAAAACAAAAGCUAGCUAGAGGCUACAGUCAUUCGCUUGAAACUACCACUGCUUCACGCAACCAAAACAACCAAAACCACAAAAUUCAAGAUGUUCACCAAGAUCUUCGUUGCUCUUUUCGCUGCCACUGCCGUGCUUUCUGCUCCCGUCGAGUCUGCUGAGAAGAGGAUCACCCACACUGGCAAGGCUACAUUCUACAGCCCUUCUGUUGGUAUUGGUGCCUGUGGCUGGCAGAACACCGACGAGGAGUUCGUCGUCGCCCUCAACGGGCCUCAGUACGGCCUCAACCCCGACCACAACUGUGGCCAAUCCGUUCGCAUCACCAACGAGCAGAACGGCAAUCAGGAGAUCGCUAAGGUCGUUGACUUGUGCCCUGGGUGCAGCGAUGGUGAUCUUGACAUGUCCCCCGCUCUUUUCGGUGCCCUCAACAACGGCGACUACGACCAGGGUAUCUUCCCCAUCUCUUGGAACUUCCUUCCCCGCACUUCCGAAUAAGAAGCGUUCAGUUGUACUAUCAACUUUUAUCUGAGACUUGUUUAUCUCAGAAGCCGUCUUGGAUACUCGUAGUACCAACUGUUGUCACUCAUUAGAACUUUUUUUGGGCGUUUAGUUUUUCUUAGUAACAUCUUGUAUAAUACAUACACAUAUGCUUGAUGCAUAUCUCCCCU
Molecule: messenger RNA, 1152 nt
Organism: Cryptococcus deneoformans JEC21
Lineage: Eukaryota; Fungi; Basidiomycota; Tremellomycetes; Tremellales; Cryptococcaceae
Exons: 3
Coding region: 575-979 (134 amino acids)
Biological process (GO): defense response to bacterium; defense response to fungus
Source: RefSeq, a predicted model, not a curated record